UGCAGUGCAGUUGCGAGAGAGGAGUGCGCGCGGUCACAACUCGUCGACGGCAGCGUUGGGGCAUCCAAAUUAUGCCAAAUAGCAUCAUCGACGGUAGCACGAGCAGUAGCAGCAACGCCAACGCCAACGUCAGCGCCGACCAGCGAUCAGAAAAUGCAGCAGAGCAAAGGAGCGGCGUCAUCGUCAUCGGCGGUAGAUAGCGGAAAGGGGGCGACGGACCUGAUGUCCAGGUCCGGUGGCGACGGCGACGGAGGCGGCGGGAACAGCUGCUCUGCCGGAUCCGGCGACCCAGCAGCGAUUAGCACAACGAUUAGAUCCAAGCAGGAGGCAACAAGGGAGCCAAAGCAGGAGGAGCAGGUGGCUAUCCACUACCUUGCCAGCUUCCAUGAGCUCUGCGUGGUUACCGCCCUGCUGCCGCUGGUGACGCUCUUCACGUGCUUCGUGACCGCCUACGUCUUCCAGUACGACGAUGUCCACGAGACACAUUGCCGCGUAUACAACAUAAUACCCUCGAUAAGUGCAAUUACCGGCGUCAGUCCGCAGCGCUACUUCUGGCGGUUCAGUAUUGCGCUCCACAUUGGUCCACGCAUCCCCAUCGCCUUCGUCUAUAAGAACUACUACCGCUCGCAGCUGCGUCGGAUUAGUCCCGCCCAGGUGCCUCAGACGAGUCUGCUCAUCACGCUGAUCCUGGUGCUCAAUUGCAUUGAGAUCGCGGCCUUGGGCGGCGUCACCUAUAUAUCGAAUCGCGAGAACUACCCUGUUCAUGAGCGGAUCUUCAUCACUUUCAUGAUAUGUUCGCUGUGCUAUAUGCUGGCCACGAUUAAGCUGAACGGCAUCCUCAAUGCCGGACAAUCGUUGAGCGAACAGCAAAGGCUGUCCAUCAAGUGGAAGAAGAUUCUCUUCGCCAUCUCCAUCCUGAGCACCGUCGGACUGCUGGUGUUCUUUGCCAAACACCGUUUCUACUGUCACGAUUUGGCCUUCAGUUGGUUCGCUUUCUUCGAGUAUUUGAUCGCCAUUGCCAACAUGCUAUUCCAUUUCACCAUAAUCUGGGACUUCCCAUCGCAGUUCAUGAUGAUCGUUCAGGGACCGCGCGAGAAUCUCGCCCAGUAUUUGAGCAACCGGCCGAAAGUGGAUUAGAGAUUGGACUAAGGAUCCCACCUGCAUGCCACUUCUCUCCCAGUGUGUAUAGAGUGUGUGUAAUUCCCAUACGAAACGUACAAUUAAACGAACUUCUUCAACUUUAAAAACUAAGCGCUUCCAUACAAAACCGAUCAAACCACAAACAACAAAAUUCUUCUAGUUUCUUCGAUUCUUCUCUCUUUAAAAACACUAAUCUGUUGAUUCCGAAAACCCCUUAAGAAAUCCAAAAAUCAAUCCAUAAUAUAAGGAAAUGAAAACCGUAACGAAACGAAAGCGAAAUGUUCCAUAGUUCCACAAUUAAUAUAAUUAUUAAAUCUAAAACAAAGUAUGUAAAGAAAUUUUGCCAGAUAAGAGGGCAUAACGUUCUAUGUACACAUUCUAAAUACAUGAAAUAAGUUAACUAAGGAUUAAGUGCACCCAAAGAGAACAACCAAACAAGAAAACAAACAAACAACAAUAAGGUAAUAGUUAUAUAUUAUGCCUAAAAUGGAUCGCAGUUCGCCAGAUCUCAUGUCAAUUUCGAAUCGAAUCCAGAAGAGCCAGCAAAGGGCCAGCGUUUCAUUUGUUAGACAGUAAAUUAAAUAGAAAGUCGUAUUACUUACCACUUAGUACAUAUCGUUUAUACAAGAUGCAAAAACGAGCAAACGGGAAAUAGCCUAUUUGGGUCUGGCCCUAUUGGCCCUACCCCGAAAAAGAAAAAAAAGAAACAAAUAAUACUAAAAUAAAUAGAACAAAAAUUAACACGAUUGUAACAGAAUUCAGACAAUAGACAUUAAGCUGCGACAUUAUCACGGGCAACGAACAAAAAUCACAGAUCACAUCAGAGAUCUGAUCAGAGCAGUGAUGGGAAGUAUCUAGAAAAGUAGGAAAUAAUAUUCUUAUUUAGAAAGUAAUAUCCACUUAUCUCCAUAGUGCAAGAACACAUUUAUUAAACAAUUUCUAUACUUUUAAAUGUAAAAUAACCAACAAUUUCGUUUAGUAACAAAAGUUACUAAUGAAAAAGAUAAGAAUUUUUGAAAAUUCGGAACCAAGAAGAUUCCUCACAUAGGAAUUAAAGUCUGAGAAACUAUAUUAAUUCAAAUAGUUUUUGAAACUCUAUUUAUAAUUUGAUCCAAAAACCCUACUUAGAUCAAAACAAAAUCUGUACCUUUCCCCUCACUGUUCGUAGGAUCGGAGAAUCUGGUUGGUUAAAACUUCUGAUGUCAGAAUAAAUUAAUGUAGCAAAUAAAAACCAAUUGUUCUUAGCCAACUUUAAUAGCAAAAUGAAAAUAUUUGAAAGAAAAAAAAACUGAGAAUUAGGUAAUGCAAUAUCGCAAGUAUUUGAUGAGCGAUCGGGGUGAAAACAAAUACCAUAGCUAACCGAAAUUGUAAACCAAAUGAUUUGGGUCGAUAUAUAUAUAUAUAUGUAUACAUAUAUAUUUUGCAGUAGUUCUUUUUUUUCUCCACGAAAAGUAUUUAGCUUAAAUCGAAGAGAGUUCAAAAUGAUAUUACUUAUUUAACUUUGUACUAUACACUCACACACCAGAGUCAAGCGGAAGCUUUUAUUCCAUAAGUAAUAUUAUUAUAAUUACUACCAUUAUUAUUAUUAUUAUUACGAUUAUGCAUUGUAUUUGCGAGAGAUCGGAGCUUUAAGUAAUAUCCUCUAUUUCCACCAAGAAAAACAAACAACAAACUGUAGCUAAACCAAUGAAACAAUUGUUAAUUCUCACACAAAACUUGAUUAAUGUACGGAUGGAUAUACUCACUUGAAAGUUAAACCUAUGUAUUCCAGAUCAUGCGAUAUGUUAUGCAAUAGUUUAGUUGCCAGUUGCCAGUUGCACCUUGCGAUCGAGCAAAUAUAUAUAUAUAUAUUUAAAUUAUUGUUGAUGUUUAACACACAACCUGAGUUUAGCUCGUCUCACUAUAGCUCUAUAGCUCUGUCCCGCUCCGUUCCGAUUUUCCAAUUAUGUGCCUCUCUCUCUUUCGCAAACCUAAGGAUAUAUAUACUUCCAUAGUGUGGAUAUAUAUAUAUAUAUUCAUAUGCGCUUUAUAUAUUCGCUCAUUGGCUGAUUUCCAAAUUAUUUUAAACCGGCAAAAAAAAAAAAAUUAAAACAAAAAAACAGCAGCAACUCUGGGAUGGUCACUUUUUAAAAUGCAACUUUUUACCUUUGCAUAACUUUUUAGGCGACACAACGUAAGAGAAUUAAUUAAAAACCAAAAACAAAUUAACUAUGAAAUAUGUAAACUUUGUAGCUUCCUAAUUUGAAUAAAGAUAAAUACAACUCACAAGAA
This is a messenger RNA of Drosophila eugracilis, 3411 nucleotides long. Its product is annotated as post-GPI attachment to proteins factor 2-like. The record is from RefSeq and is a predicted model, not a curated record. Lineage: Eukaryota; Metazoa; Arthropoda; Insecta; Diptera; Drosophilidae. The transcript is spliced from 5 exons. Gene Ontology annotation, cellular component: Golgi membrane; endoplasmic reticulum membrane. Bases 154 to 1137 code for a protein of 327 amino acids. Gene Ontology annotation, biological process: GPI anchor biosynthetic process.